AUGUCUCCGGACUUGCAGAGGCAGAUCCACGACCUCGCCUUCAACGACACCGGCCUACCAAGAGCCAGUGUUGCUCCGACCGCCGAGCGUUUGGAGACUUGGUGCAAGCAGCAUUCAUGGAAGGUUUGCGCCCUGUGCGGAAGCGUGCAGCCGCAGCACCUCAAGGAAGCAGAUCUCCGUGACAAGGCCCCCACGGCCUUGGCCAAGUGCAAGAAUUGCAGCAAGCCGGAGGCCGCGCAAAUCUGGGUGCCCUCAGUCGAGGAGGUGCCAGGUCCGUUGCGGGGGCUGUCUCGCCCGAUGCUGCUUGCCCUGCGUCCCCUGGAUAUCGAUUGCGGGCCGGAGUGGAAAGCGGACUACGGCUACUAUUUCCACAGUGCCAUGAUCCGCCUCUCUUGGUCUGAAAUGGACGUCCUCGAGAAGAUCCACACAUUGGACAACAACGGACGGAAGAAAGCCAAGAAGGCAUUUAACUUCCUCAUGGCCAGCGACGACUCGAGUUAUCGUACUUUUGUCCUACGUCAUCGUCGGUUCCUGCGUGAACAUCCGUGGGCGGACGGGGAUAGACGGAAACGCCCUUUGCGCUUCAUCGAGGAGGAUGCCAUAGAGUGCUGUUUGUGGCCCCAUCUGUAUUGGGACCGGCGGCUCUGCGAGACCUCUGCGAGACUCGCAGACGUUCGCCGCCAAAGCCGAGCACAGGCGGCUUGCACAGGAACAAAUGAUGCAGGCGACCACGAAUUGGUGCAGUUUGUGUUCGAUCUCUUUGUGUGGUCCGAUGUAGGAGGCAAGAAAGGCGCCUUGCGUGGAGUGCCGAUGUGGCAGAUGGAGCAGCUUGGCCGCCAGCGUCUGGGUCUCGCGGGGCCAGAGGCCCUGCACUUGGCUCACCUUCUGACCGAGCUCUUUCGUGAAUGGGUCUGUGGCGGAGGUCGGAAGUUCGGCGAGGCCUCGUCCAACUGGAAAACGUCCUUCUUCGGCGGUCACCGGGGUGACGGCAGCAAGAUCCGCGUCAACUUCGUGGGCCGACUUGAAUUCCAGGACGGGACACGCCGCGAAGUGACACAGGACUACCACGGGCGCGCGGCAGUGCAUCUACACGGCUUGGUCUUCGCCGAAGAAGUGGGGCCCGCGCAGUUGCACACCAAGGUUGUCGCCGUUGUGCCGCCGGAGGGUGACCCGCUGCGUGGCUACGUUCUCGGUGGGCAAGCCGGCCGCACCGGCAGCGGG
Molecule: messenger RNA, 1221 nt
Organism: Symbiodinium necroappetens
Lineage: Eukaryota; Dinophyceae; Suessiales; Symbiodiniaceae
Source: the annotation of a GenBank genome assembly